AUGGCAGCGCGGCUGCUCGCACCACCAGGCCCUGAUAGUUUCAAGCCUUUCACCCCUGAGUCACUGGCAAACAUCGAGAGGCGCAUUGCCGAGAGCAAGCUCAAGAAACCGCCCAAGGCCGACGGCAGUCAUCGGGAGGACGAUGAGGACAGCAAGCCCAAGCCAAACAGUGACCUGGAGGCAGGGAAGAGUUUGCCUUUCAUCUACGGGGACAUCCCACAAGGCUUGGUCGCGGUUCCCCUGGAGGACUUUGACCCAUACUAUUUGACGCAGAAAACCUUUGUAGUAUUAAACAGAGGGAAAACUCUCUUCAGAUUUAGUGCCACGCCUGCCUUGUACAUUUUAAGUCCUUUUAACCUGAUAAGAAGAAUAGCUAUUAAAAUUUUGAUACAUUCAGUGUUUAGCAUGAUCAUUAUGUGCACUAUUUUGACCAACUGUGUGUUCAUGACUUUUAGUAACCCUCCCGACUGGUCGAAGAAUGUGGAGUACACGUUCACAGGGAUUUAUACAUUUGAAUCACUAGUGAAAAUCAUUGCAAGAGGUUUCUGCAUAGAUGGCUUUACCUUUUUACGGGAUCCAUGGAACUGGUUAGAUUUCAGUGUCAUCAUGAUGGCAUAUGUGACAGAGUUUGUGGACCUGGGCAAUGUCUCAGCGCUGAGAACAUUCAGGGUUCUCCGAGCUUUGAAAACUAUCUCUGUAAUUCCAGGCCUGAAGACCAUCGUGGGCGCCCUGAUUCAGUCCGUGAAGAAGCUGUCAGACGUGAUGAUCCUGACAGUGUUUUGCCUGAGCGUCUUUGCCUUGAUCGGACUGCAGCUCUUCAUGGGGAACCUGCGCAACAAGUGUGUGGUGUGGCCCAUCAACUUCAAUGAGAGCUAUCUCGAAAACGGCACCAAGGGCUUUGACUGGGAAGAGUACAUCAACAAUAAAACAAAUUUCUACAUAGUUCCUGGUAUGCUGGAACCUUUGCUCUGUGGGAACAGUUCUGAUGCUGGGCAAUGUCCAGAGGGAUACCAAUGUAUGAAGGCAGGAAGGAACCCCAACUAUGGUUACACGAGCUUUGACACUUUCAGCUGGGCCUUCUUGGCAUUAUUUCGCCUUAUGACCCAGGACUACUGGGAAAACUUGUAUCAAUUAACUUUACGAGCAGCUGGGAAGACGUACAUGAUCUUCUUCGUCUUGGUCAUCUUUGUGGGUUCUUUCUAUCUGGUGAACUUGAUCCUGGCUGUGGUGGCCAUGGCUUAUGAAGAGCAGAAUCAGGCAACACUGGAGGAGGCAGAGCAGAAAGAGGCCGAGUUCAAAGCAAUGUUAGAGCAGCUUAAGAAGCAACAGGAAGAGGCACAGGCGGCGGCGAUGGCCACUUCAGCAGGAACUGUCUCAGAAGAUGCCAUAGAGGAAGAAGGUGAAGAAGGGGCAGGCUCUCCCCGUAGCUCAUCUGAAAUCUCUAAACUGAGUUCCAAGAGUGCCAAAGAGAGACGGAACCGGAGAAAGAAGAGGAAACAAAAGGAGCUCUCUGAAGGAGAGGAGAAAGGGGAUCCUGAGAAGGUGUUCAAGUCGGAAUCAGAAGAUGGUAUGAGGAGGAAGGGUUUUCGGCUCCCAGACAACAGAAUAGGGAGGAAGUUUUCCAUCAUGAAUCAGUCACUGCUCAGCAUUCCGGGCUCCCCAUUCCUCUCCCGCCACAACAGCAAGAGCAGCAUCUUCAGCUUCAGAGGGCCCGGGCGGUUCCGGGACCCGGGCUCGGAGAAUGAGUUUGCGGACGACGAGCACAGCACGGUGGAGGAGAGCGAGGGCCGCAGGGACUCGCUCUUCAUCCCCAUCCGGGCGCGCGAGCGCCGCAGCAGCUACAGUGGCUACAGCGGCUACAGCCAGGGCAGCCGCUCGUCGCGCAUCUUCCCCAGCCUGCGGCGCAGCGUCAAGCGCAACAGCACAGUGGACUGCAACGGCGUGGUGUCCCUCAUCGGCGGCCCCGGCUCCCACAUCAGCGGGCGUCUCCUGCCAGAGGUGAAAAUAGAUAAGGCAGCUACUGAUGACAGUGCUACAACUGAGGUGGAAAUUAAGAAGAAAGGCCCUGGAUCUCUGUUAGUUUCUAUGGACCAACUGGCUUCCUAUGGACGAAAGGACAGGAUCAACAGUAUAUUGAGCGUUGUUACGAAUACACUGGUAGAAGAGCUGGAAGAGUCUCAGAGGAAGUGCCCGCCAUGCUGGUAUAAAUUUGCCAACACUUUCCUCAUCUGGGAGUGUCACCCUUACUGGAUAAAGCUGAAGGAGAUUGUGAACUUGAUUGUUAUGGACCCUUUCGUGGACCUGGCCAUCACCAUCUGCAUCGUCCUGAACACCCUGUUUAUGGCAAUGGAGCACCAUCCUAUGACGCCACAGUUUGAACACGUCUUGGCUGUAGGAAAUCUGGUUUUCACUGGAAUUUUCACAGCGGAAAUGUUCCUGAAGCUCAUAGCCAUGGAUCCCUACUAUUAUUUCCAAGAAGGUUGGAACAUUUUUGAUGGAUUUAUUGUCUCCCUCAGUUUAAUGGAACUGAGUCUAGCAGACGUGGAGGGGCUUUCGGUGCUGCGAUCUUUCCGAUUGCUCCGAGUCUUCAAAUUGGCCAAAUCCUGGCCCACCCUGAACAUGCUGAUCAAGAUUAUUGGAAAUUCAGUGGGUGCCCUGGGCAACCUGACCCUUGUGCUGGCCAUUAUUGUCUUCAUCUUUGCCGUGGUGGGGAUGCAGCUCUUUGGAAAGAGCUACAAAGAAUGUGUCUGCAAGAUCAACCAGGACUGUGAACUCCCGCGCUGGCACAUGCACGACUUUUUCCACUCUUUCCUCAUCGUCUUUCGAGUGCUGUGCGGGGAGUGGAUCGAGACCAUGUGGGACUGCAUGGAGGUGGCUGGCCAGGCCAUGUGCCUCAUUGUCUUCAUGAUGGUCAUGGUUAUUGGCAACUUGGUGGUGCUGAACCUGUUUCUGGCCUUGCUUCUGAGCUCAUUCAGUGCUGACAACCUGGCGGCCACAGACGACGAUGGAGAAAUGAACAACCUGCAAAUCUCUGUGAUCCGGAUCAAGAAGGGCGUGGCGUGGAUCAAGCUGAAAGUGCAUGCCUUCAUGCAGGCCCAUUUCAAGCAGCGCGAGGCCGACGAAGUGAAACCUCUGGACGAGCUGUACGAGAAGAAAGCCAAUUGCAUCGCCAACCACACCGGCGCCGACAUCCACCGGAACGGUGACUUCCAGAAGAACGGCAAUGGCACCACCAGUGGCAUCGGCAGCAGUGUGGAGAAGUACAUCAUCGACGAGGACCACAUGUCCUUCAUCAACAAUCCCAACCUGACCGUGCGAGUGCCCAUCGCCGUCGGCGAGUCCGACUUUGAGAACCUAAACACCGAGGACGUCAGCAGCGAGUCGGAUCCUGAAGGCAGCAAAGAUAAACUGGACGACACCAGCUCCUCUGAAGGAAGCACCAUUGACAUCAAACCAGAAGUAGAAGAAGUCCCCGUGGAGCAGCCUGAGGAGUACUUGGACCCAGAUGCCUGCUUCACGGAAGGUUGUGUCCAGAGAUUUAAGUGCUGCCAGGUCAACACUGAGGAAGGGCUGGGCAAGUCUUGGUGGAUCCUGCGGAAAACCUGCUUCCUCAUCGUGGAGCACAACUGGUUUGAGACCUUCAUCAUCUUCAUGAUUCUGCUCAGCAGUGGCGCCCUGGCCUUUGAGGACAUCUACAUCGAGCAGAGGAAGACCAUCCGUACCAUCCUGGAGUACGCUGAUAAAGUCUUCACCUACAUCUUCAUCCUGGAGAUGUUGCUCAAGUGGACAGCCUACGGCUUCGUCAAGUUCUUCACCAAUGCCUGGUGCUGGCUGGACUUCCUCAUCGUGGCUGUCUCUUUAGUCAGCCUUAUAGCUAAUGCCCUGGGCUACUCGGAACUAGGUGCCAUAAAGUCCCUUAGGACCCUAAGAGCUUUGAGACCCUUAAGAGCCUUAUCACGAUUUGAAGGGAUGAGGGUGGUGGUGAAUGCCUUGGUGGGCGCCAUCCCCUCCAUCAUGAAUGUGCUGCUGGUGUGUCUCAUCUUCUGGCUGAUUUUCAGCAUCAUGGGAGUUAACCUGUUUGCGGGGAAGUACCACUAUUGCUUUAAUGAGUCUUCUGAGAUCCGAUUUGAAAUUGAAGAUGUCAACAAUAAAACAGAGUGUGAAAAGCUCAUGGAGGGGAACAACACAGAAAUCAGAUGGAAGAACGUGAAGAUCAACUUUGACAAUGUUGGGGCAGGAUAUCUGGCGCUUCUUCAAGUGGCAACCUUCAAAGGCUGGAUGGACAUCAUGUAUGCAGCUGUAGAUUCGCGAAAGCCUGAUGAGCAGCCUAAGUAUGAGGACAACAUCUACAUGUACAUCUACUUUGUCAUCUUCAUCAUCUUCGGCUCCUUCUUCACCCUGAACCUGUUCAUUGGUGUCAUCAUUGAUAACUUCAAUCAACAAAAGAAAAAGUUUGGAGGUCAGGACAUCUUCAUGACCGAAGAACAGAAGAAGUACUACAAUGCCAUGAAAAAGCUGGGCUCAAAGAAGCCACAGAAGCCCAUCCCCCGCCCUCUGAACAAAAUCCAAGGGAUCAUCUUUGAUUUUGUCACUCAACAAGCCUUCGACAUUGUUAUCAUGAUGCUCAUUUGCCUUAACAUGGUGACGAUGAUGGUGGAGACAGAUACUCAGAGCAAGCAGAUGGAGAACAUUCUCUACUGGAUCAACCUGGUCUUCGUCAUUUUCUUCACCUGUGAGUGUGUGCUCAAAAUGUUUGCCUUGCGGCACUACUACUUCACCAUUGGCUGGAACAUCUUCGACUUCGUGGUGGUCAUCCUCUCCAUUGUGGGAAUGUUCCUGGCUGAUAUCAUUGAGAAAUACUUUGUCUCCCCGACCCUCUUCCGAGUCAUCCGAUUGGCCCGUAUUGGGCGCAUCCUGCGUCUGAUCAAAGGCGCCAAGGGAAUUCGUACCCUGCUCUUUGCCUUAAUGAUGUCCUUGCCUGCUCUGUUCAACAUCGGCCUUCUGCUCUUCCUGGUCAUGUUCAUCUUCUCCAUCUUUGGGAUGUCUAAUUUUGCAUACGUGAAGCACGAGGCUGGCAUUGAUGACAUGUUCAACUUUGAGACCUUCGGCAACAGCAUGAUCUGCCUCUUUCAGAUCACCACGUCGGCUGGUUGGGACGGCCUCCUGCUGCCCAUCCUAAACCGCCCCCCUGACUGCAAUUUGGAUAAGGAGCACCCAGGGAGUGGCUUUAAAGGAGACUGCGGGAACCCUUCAGUGGGCAUCUUCUUCUUUGUGAGCUACAUCAUCAUCUCCUUCCUGAUUGUGGUGAACAUGUACAUUGCCAUCAUCUUGGAAAACUUCAGCGUGGCCACAGAGGAAAGCGCAGACCCUCUGAGCGAGGACGACUUUGAGACCUUCUAUGAGAUCUGGGAGAAGUUCGACCCCGAUGCCACCCAGUUCAUCGAGUACUGUAAGCUGGCAGACUUUGCAGAUGCCCUGGAGCAUCCUCUCCGCGUGCCCAAGCCCAACACCAUUGAGCUCAUCGCCAUGGAUCUGCCAAUGGUCAGCGGGGAUCGCAUCCACUGCUUGGACAUCCUUUUUGCCUUCACCAAGCGGGUCCUGGGAGAUAGCGGGGAGUUGGACAUCCUUCGGCAACAGAUGGAGGAGAGGUUCGUGGCGUCCAAUCCUUCCAAAGUGUCUUAUGAGCCAAUCACGACCACGCUGCGGCGCAAGCAGGAAGAGGUAUCAGCAGUGGUCUUGCAGCGCGCCUACCGGGGACAUUUAGCCAGGCGGGGCUUCAUCUGCAAAAAGACAACUUCCAAUAAGCUGGAGAAUGGAGGCACCCACCGGGAGAAAAAAGAGAGCACCCCAUCCACAGCCUCCCUCCCCUCCUAUGACAGUGUGACUAAACCCGAGAAGGAGAAACAGCAACGGGUGGAGGAAGGACGAAGGGAAAGAGCCAAAAGACAAAAAGAGGUCAGAGAAUCCAAGUGUUAG
Molecule: messenger RNA, 5976 nt
Organism: Budorcas taxicolor (takin)
Lineage: Eukaryota; Metazoa; Chordata; Mammalia; Artiodactyla; Bovidae
Gene: SCN8A
Product: sodium voltage-gated channel alpha subunit 8
Exons: 26
Coding region: 1-5976 (1991 amino acids)
Biological process (GO): neuronal action potential; membrane depolarization during action potential; sodium ion transmembrane transport
Cellular component (GO): plasma membrane; axon; voltage-gated sodium channel complex
Molecular function (GO): protein binding; voltage-gated sodium channel activity
Source: RefSeq, a predicted model, not a curated record